AGGGUAUAAAAUAAUGGGUUCUACUCCCUUUGUAGUACACUAAGUUCAAAAUAGAAAGCCAUUUGGGAUUCACCCUUGUACACAACAGCCAAUAUGCUGCAACCGUUUUUACAUCAUCCAUAUUCACUUCCUUGUAGGAAACGAUAUUUGCUAGUCCACGCCGUUUCGUUAUUUCACCGCCUGAAUGAGAGGCGAAUAACUGGCGAGAGCUAGCCAUGUCCGGUUCGCCACCGUCGGCCGAUUCGGCGGGAUUCUCGGCCUUUUACCCGGCCAGCUACCAGGCUCCAGAAACUCAUGGCCUGGACCGCACUUUUCGGCUCACGGCCUUUUCCGAUAUGAAAGGAUGAGGGUGCAAAGUCCCGCAGGAGACACUGCUCAAACUCCUGCAGGGACUGGAGCCCGAGGCCCAGCCGGCACAGGACGGAGCGGGGACAGGAGCCGGGGACGAGGCCUCGGAGUUCACUCAGCUGGCUGCGGUCUCACAGGGUCCCCGCCUGGGCAUAGGGAUGGAUUCUUGUGUCAUUCCUUUGAGGCAUGGAGGUUUGUCCCUGAUCCAGACUACAGAUUUCUUCUAUCCAUUAGUUGAAGAUCCCUAUAUGAUGGGUCGUAUAGCGUGUGCAAAUGUGUUGAGCGAUCUGUACGCGAUGGGAAUUACUGAUUGUGACAACAUGCUGAUGCUACUGAGUGUCAGUCAGAAGAUGAGUGAGAAGGAGAGAGAGCAGGUGAUGCCCUUAAUGAUGAAGGGUUUCCGUGACGCAGCAGAAGAGGGCGGGACCUCUGUGACAGGCGGACAGACAGUUGUGAACCCUUGGAUCAUCAUAGGGGGCGUGGCCACGGUAGUGUGCCAGCCUACUGACUUCAUCAUGCCAGAUGGUGCUGUACCGGGUGACGUGCUCGUUCUGACAAAACCUCUUGGAACCCAAGUAGCCGUCAACGCUCAUCAGUGGCUGAACAUACCAGAAAAAUGGAACAAGAUCAAGUUGGUGAUCUCAAAGGAGGAGGUGGAGCAUGCUUAUCAGGAGGCCAUGCUCAACAUGGCUACCCUUAACCGCACUGCUGCUGCUCUAAUGCACAAGUUCAACGCACACGCUGCCACUGACAUCACCGGCUUCGGGAUCAUUGGGCACGCACGGAACCUGGCCAAGCAGCAGCGCAAUGAAGUGGCCUUUGUUAUCCACAAUCUGCCAAUCCUCGCCAAGAUGGCUGCUGUCAGCAAAGCCGGUGGUAACCUGUUUGGCCUUCUGCACGGCACCUCCGCCGAGACUUCAGGUGGUUUGCUGAUCUGUCUGCCACGGGAGCAGGCAGCACGCUUCUGUGCUGAGAUGAAGGCGAGCCGGACGAGCUCACUGGGCGAUGGACAGCAGGCCUGGAUAAUUGGAAUCGUGGAGAAGGGUAGCCGCUGUGCACGCAUCAUUGACAAGCCCCGCAUCAUUGAGGUGCCAUAUCGUGGCCUCGCAGCAGGCAACACACAGGAGGGCACCAACACCAUCACCACUCCCACCGCCACCAACACCAGCAGCACCCCUGCUGAAGCUCAGGCCAGCCUGGCACAGUGACACAGCCUCUAACACAAGAGUGUAAUAGGAAUGUUCAUUGUUCAUCUUUGUGCUUUGUACAUUUCACCUCUCUCUCUCUGGAUGUGGCUACUCUGGUUGUGUGAGUCCUGAAGGGUGUGUACUUUACAAAUGUGUGAUGUGUAGUUUGUGCUGGUAAGACUGGGAUAACUGUGUGUGUGUGUGUGUGUGUGUGUGUGUGUGUGUGUGUGUGUGUGUGUGAGAGAGAGAGAGAGAGAGAGAGAGAAUGAAUGCAUGCAUGCAUGUAGUGAGAGUGAGUGUGGUAGUGUGCAUGUGUGAAUCAGAGGGAAUAUGAGAGAGGGGAUUUGUGCAUUCACUCCGCUUUUCAUUUCAUCUCCCUGUUCAGCCGAUGGGUUGAGAGCAACAGACCAAAAAUUUUCUUUUUACCUGGUGGGAGGUGGAAUGGAUUGCUUGUUUUUCUUUUUUCUUUCUUUUUCAUCCACUGUACUCUGUCAAUCCAGUGAUAGAAAAGCUUCCCCUUCUAACCCUUGGGUAUAUUUUUGCUGAAAAGAAUGUUCACUGAACAAGCAUUGUAGUUGUAGGCACAAGUUGCAAAACCCAAACUGAUGGCUUGUUGGAAGCACUUUGACUUUUUUCAGUUUUCCAUCACAGUUUUGCAAAGUCCAGACCCUUUCGAUCAAAUGCAUCUUUUUAUGACAAUCAAAGCCAAUUAAAUCCAUUAGAAAACAUUCUUUCAGCAAACCUUGGGGAAUUCAAAUACAAUCAAAUCAAGCCAAACAAAUUGCUGAAAAUAAUAUUUAAUAUGGGCAUAUUUAAUUUAUUUGAUAUUUAAUUAUAUUAUGUGUUUGUGUCAUAGAUUGAAUGCAAUCAACCAAAUUAGGGAAGGUUAAAUAACUGAUUAUUCUGGUGCCGUUGUUUUAGUUCUGAUCAGCUCGACUUUCUCAUAUAGUUGCUUAGCUGUCUGAGAUGGUUGAAUGACUUGUUAAAUGUUUACAUUCAUGUAGGUCUCUGGAAUAUGUGCUUUAGUAUUAAUUUGUGAAACAUUUUGCAUUUGAUCAUGUGCUGUGUAUCUGUACUGAGGUUGGCACUGGGGUUUUAAAAUCAUUGCUAGUAUUGGUGCAUUCUUUUCAUUAUGUAUUUAGGCUGCAGUAGCUUUUGGGAGGUGUGUACCUGGUUUUGUGUGAUGCUUAGAAUUAUGGCAAGCCUGUUUUCUUAUUAAUGCUGAGGUAUAUGUCACAUAUCCUCUCUCUGUGCUAGCAUUCUCAUUUUGAUCAGUGGGAAAUCGGAUGUCGGACUCCUCCCCAUGGAUCAGAGCGAGGAUUGAGCAGCUCUCUUUGGUCCUGUGGGUGAGGCCGGAAUCCCAGAGUCAUCAGCUGAAUGGCUGCAGUGGAUCAGAAGCACUCACCCUUCCUGCUCAUGAUGCAUUUCCCGUUAAACCCCAGCCAAUGGGGAUGGGAGAAGUUGAUGUUACUUGUAAGGAUGGGUGGGACCUGGUCUGCUUAGUCUAUUCAGCUGACUCAGGCUUUGUCCUGAUUUACAUGUCAUCUUCAGACAAUAAAACAGAUGAAGGGUUUUGUGUAAA
Pangasianodon hypophthalmus (striped catfish) is the source of this 3117-nucleotide messenger RNA. RefSeq names its product selenophosphate synthetase 3 (gene sephs3). Gene Ontology annotation, molecular function: ATP binding; selenide, water dikinase activity. The transcript is spliced from 8 exons. Gene Ontology annotation, cellular component: cytoplasm. Lineage: Eukaryota; Metazoa; Chordata; Actinopteri; Siluriformes; Pangasiidae. The record is from RefSeq and is a predicted model, not a curated record. Gene Ontology annotation, biological process: L-selenocysteine biosynthetic process.